Messenger RNA from Pimephales promelas (fathead minnow), 552 nucleotides. RefSeq names its product MYC binding protein (gene mycbp). The record is from RefSeq and is a predicted model, not a curated record. Gene Ontology annotation, biological process: regulation of DNA-templated transcription. Gene Ontology annotation, molecular function: transcription coactivator activity. Gene Ontology annotation, cellular component: nucleus. NCBI's taxonomy places the organism in Eukaryota, Metazoa, Chordata, Actinopteri, Cypriniformes, Leuciscidae.
GUUGUGUUUCCGCCUUUGCUCAGCGCAUGCGCACGGAAGAGUCGCCCGUCCGAGGCAUUUGACGAACAAACAUUUCGUGACUGUCAUUCACGAUGGCGCAUUACAGAGCCUCCGAGUCGAAGCGAGAGCAGUUCAGGAGAUAUCUGGAGAAGGCCGGAGUCCUCGACAGUCUCACCAAUGUUUUGGUGGCUUUGUACGAGGAAACGGAGAAACCCAACAAUGCCUUGGACUUCAUCAAGCAUCACCUGGGCGUCGCAGGGCCGGAGGAGGACGACUCCGAGACUCUGCGUCUGGAACUGACCGACUUACAGAAGAAAUACGAGCAGCUCCUGGCCGAAAACACGGAUCUGAGGAACCGGCUCCUGCAGUACGAGCCAGCGCAGGAAGAAGCAACAGAAUAAAACCUCGUUGCCAUUUUGAAAUGUAUUUUUUUGCAUUUGUAAAAAAUAUUAUUUGUUCCUUAGUGUUUGUUUUGUAAUACAAUGUCUAAGAAGUGACAAUUUAUGUUCAAGUUUGUGCCUGAUAUUUAAUAAAAGUAUUUUUUGCACCGUU